GGUAGAGGUUGGGUGCUGAUGUUGAGCGAGCAGGAGGCAAGUCCACGUGGAGGAGUGAGGUGCUGUGUUGAGAGGAGUGGAAGGGAUAAGAGGGGUGGAGGGAUGAGAGAGGAGACGCUCAUUCUGAGAAGGCUUCUCCGGUGAGAUAGCCAUGGGCUGCCUGCACGCUUUGACGCUCUUGCUGUCACUUUGCUCAGCUACAGGUUAUUUACAAACCGGCCAUAGCAAUGGCAGCCACAGAACCAAGACCCACGCGGCCGCGCCGUGCCGCGCCGAGGUGUGGGUGGCCCGGCCCGACACCCCCAGGGAGCAGAGAAGCCCCCUGCGGCCCCGACUCAUCCCGCCGUCUCCGGGCGCCGUGCUGUACGCGGGGAGCGGCUGCUGCCGGCGAACCUUCCCACUCUACCCCGGCGGUGGCGUCGUCCUGGGAGCCGCGCAGUGGCUCGCGUCGCAGGCAAAGUGGCGCCGGGGCAUCAUCCUCCACGACCCCGCUCUGCACUUAUCUGUGGAGGAAGUGGCUAGCUUCCUGGAGAACACCAGCAUGGCCGUGACUCUGAGCACCAUACAGCUGAAGGACACAGGACAGUCUCCCGACCUCCUGGCCCUUGACAACAUGUUCCGGGAGAUUCGCCGCAAGGAGGUCUAUAACAUCGUACUCUACUGUCGCGAUUCCCUCAUCCCCCAUAUUCUCAAUCAGUCUAUCUACUUUGGACUCAUUGCAAUGCCCUACCACUGGGUCGUGCCACUGCAGACGCUGCCACCGAAGUAUCUCAGCCGGUUCGUAGAGACGGGCGUACGGUUCACACUGCUGGAGGUCUCUCUCCAAGAGCCGGGUGGAGCGGCCAAUCCCCCCUCCCGUUCGUCCCCAACGUCUCUCUCCAUCACACCGCUGGACGCGUUGGAGUUUGACGCCCAAACCUUCCUGAAGCAGAUGGAGCGGGAUGGCGUGUGCUCGCCUGCUGGCGUGCUGCAGACGAAGGUUUUGGGCUUCUCCGGCCUUGUCGCCUUUACUCGCGAUGGUACCCGCACCAAUGUCACAAUCGACCUGUUCGAGCUGAGGACAGACGGACCGCACAAGGUUGGAAACUGGUCAACUUCUCGGCAUGAAGCCACCCAACCUCUGCCUAUCACCAACUACUUCUUUGCCAAAAGGAAAGUGCGCGUGCUGGCACCAAAGGUGGCUGGCUUUGUGUGGUACGAAGACGGGAAUGUGUCCAAGGCAUCGGGCUUCCUGGUGGACUUGCUCAACAAGAUUACGGAGAAGCUGGAGUUUGAGACGGAGCUCAUCCCGCCUCCAGCAGCCUGGGAGGACAUGGACAACUCUGUAGCUACUCAGGUGACAAUGAAGGAACGCGUGAAAGGGCAACUGACAGGAUCGCCGGAUGCGACUUCCGUGGAGUUUGCCCUGUUUGGCUAUCCAGUGAUGGACGAUCCUGCCGACAGAGCCAUAGCCUUGUCGGAGAUGGUGUUCGAGAAUGGCUACCACAUCAUCUCCGGCAGCCACGAGCGAGCGGAAGUGCGACUCUUUCAGUUCCUUGAGCCUCUCAACACCUACCUGUGGAUGUCCAUGCUGUCGGCCUGCGCCGGCAUUGGCCUCGCGUUGGCGCUGCUCGCCCGGAUACAUCCGGACGAGUGGCACCACCUGGCCAGACGCGGUCACGCGACCCCCAGUGAAGGUCUCGCCUUCAGCGUCCCCAACAGCCUGUGGUUCGCUUUCUCCAGCAUGGUGAACCAGGGCUCCGGGCCGCUGCCGGCAUCGAUGGCCGGCAAAAUAAUUUCGUACACUUGGUGGUGCUUCGUGCUGGUGGCUUGCUCGACGUACACAGCCAACCUGGCAGCGUUUCUUACGGCCGAGGGCACCAGCGGCGUGCGUUCACUCAGGGAGCUCGCAGACCGCGUGGAUACCAACUACGGCACGUACGGAGGCUACUCCGUGUUCUCCCUGUUGAAGAACGCGUCACGUGAGCCUUAUGUCACCAUUUGGCUCCACGUGUCCAAUGGCACUGUGGCCAGCUCGCCAGAGCUCGGUCUCAAGAGAGUCGAGAACGAGCCAUUCAUCUUCAUCGGCGAGAUGUCAGCCGUUUACACGGCCAAGAAGGAUUACUGCGACAUGACCAUCUCCGACCGCCGCUUCUACCGGCACCGGCUUGCCCUGCCAUUCCGCCGCGACUCGCAGCUCGUGGGCCAGGUGUCCCGUGCGAUCGUGGAGCUGGAGGAGUCCGGCGACCUCGACAAGAUUGAGCGUGUCUGGUUUGCGCAGGAGGCGCAGGAAUGCGUCUCCCAAAUUUCGGGCAAAGACCAGAUAGAGAUGAAUGACUUCCGUGGAAUCUUCAUCUUCCUGGUCUUGGGCAUCGUGGCAGGCUGUGGCAUAGGAGCCGUCGAGUGUCUCUGCUUUCGCAUUAAAGCGGCCCGCCUGCUGGCGAAGCCGCUAGCCACGCAGCUGUAGCCGGGCAUCGCUGUCGGCAAAUUCGACACUCUUCAGCGGCGUUGGCAUUGGCUGUGUCGGUGGGCAUUGUUUUGUACUGCAGGGAAAUUAAUAUUCGUAAAAAAUGUUGUUGGGGGUUUAACUAUUUAAUUCGCAAAAUAUUUCACCCAGAAAACUCCUCCAGAUUGAACAUCUCGUUUGCACAGGUGUCCAGGGUGUCGAUUGGUGCACAAAUAGCUACCACGUAAAGACAAGUGACAAGCAUACAAGCACAGA
Molecule: messenger RNA, 2701 nt
Organism: Petromyzon marinus (sea lamprey)
Lineage: Eukaryota; Metazoa; Chordata; Hyperoartia; Petromyzontiformes; Petromyzontidae
Product: glutamate receptor 4-like
Biological process (GO): monoatomic ion transport
Cellular component (GO): membrane
Molecular function (GO): ligand-gated monoatomic ion channel activity; signaling receptor activity
Source: RefSeq, a predicted model, not a curated record